Molecule: messenger RNA, 4982 nt
Organism: Odocoileus virginianus texanus
Lineage: Eukaryota; Metazoa; Chordata; Mammalia; Artiodactyla; Cervidae
Source: RefSeq, a predicted model, not a curated record
UCUGUUGAUGGACACUUGAGUUGUUUCCACCUUUGUGAGUAAUGCUGUGUACAGAAUAAUGGAUGUACAAGCAUCUGGAUCCUUGUUUUCUGUUCUUUUGGGUAUAUAGCUAGGUGUAGAAUUGCUGGAGCCUAUGGUAGUUCUAUGUUUAAGUUUUUGAGGAACCAUCAAAGUGCAGUAAGCAUUUUGUGUGAGGCUUUAUGACCCACAUUUAAUGAAUCUCCUUUUUUAAAGUCCCUUGAAGGCAAGGAUUUGUCCUGGAAUCAGGGGUCCCCAAGUUCCAGGCCACGGACUGGCACUUGUCCUGGCCUAUUAGGAACCGAGUUCACAGUGGCAAGCAGUCAGCAAGAGAGCAAAACUUCAUCUGUACUUACAGCUGCUCUCAUCGCUUGCACUACCAAAUUAUCACAGUGGAAACGGAAAAAAGUGUACAAUAAACGUAAUGCAUUUAAAUCAUCCCUACAUCACCCCACCCAUAGAAAAACUGUCUUUCAGGAAGCCAUAACCUGGUCCCCAAAGGGUUGGGGACUGCUGCUAUACAUCUGGGUAUCUUGUCUCAUGAGAAGCAGAUGCUCAGUAAAUCGUGGAGUGAGUGUGGGAAGGCCUAAGUCAGUGGAGGACUGGGAUACUGAUAAGCCUGGGUUUUUGUGUCAUCCAGUGACAGCCUGGUAUGAAACAGGAAGUGCCACUGUCAGCAUGCAGCCACAGGAUGGGUAUCCGGUCGGGUGGGGACUCCUGGGACUUCACGUCUCACCUCCCUCUCUGAUUCCCCAGCAAGCCACGGAGGAAGAGUUCCAGUUCUUGCGCUGCCAGGGCUGCCGGGCAGAAGCUAAGUGCCCCAAGCUCCUGCCUUGUCUGCACACGCUGUGUUCAGGAUGCCUGGAGGAGUCCGGCGUGCAGUGUCCGGUCUGCCAGGCCCCCUGGCCCUCAGGCGCCGGCACGCAGGCCCUGGACAACGUCUUCUUCGAGAGCCUGCAGCGGCGGCUGUCGGUGUACCAGCAGAUCGCACGCGAGCAGGCAUUUUGCACCCGCUGCAAAGAGCCGGCCAACUACUGGUGCUUCGAGUGCGAGCAGCUUAUCUGCCACAAGUGCUUUGAGGCGCACCAGUGGUUCCUCAAGCACGAGGCCCGGCCCCUGGCGGAGCUCCGCAGCCAGUCGAUACGGGAGUUUCUGGACGGCACCCGCAAGUCCAACAACAUCUUCUGCUCCAACCCCAAUCACCGCACUCCUAUGCUGACCAGCAUCUACUGCAGAGGCUGCUCCAAGCCCCUGUGCUGCUCAUGCGCACUCCUGGAUAGGGACCACAGCGAGCUCAAGUGCGACAUCAGCACGGAGAUCCAGCAGCGGCAGGAUGAGCUGGACACCAUGACCCAGCACCUGCAGGAGCAGGACCGCGCCUUUGCGGCAGCGCAGGCGCAGAUGCGCUCUGCCAUUACCCAGCUGGGCCGCGUACGCGCCGACACCGAGGAGUUCAUCCGAGAGCGCGUGCGCGAGGUGGUAGCGCACGUGCUCGAGCUGGAGCGUGAGCUGCUGGAAGGCGUGGGUGCGCGGUACCAGCGCGACUACGAAGAGAUAGCGGGCCAGCUGGGCCGGCUGGACGCCGUGCUACAGCGGAUCCGUAUGGGCAGCGUGCUGGUGCAGAGGAUGAAACUGUAUGCCUCGGACCAGGAGGUGCUGGACAUGCAUGACUUCCUGCGCAAGGCACUCCACCAGCUGCGCCAGGAGGAGCCCCAGAGCCCGCGAGCCACGGUACACACAAACAGCUUCGACGCAUUCAGGAUGCGCCUGCAGGACCUCCUCUCUUGCAUCACCCAGGGUACAGAUGCAGCUCUAUCCAGGAGAGCCAGCCCAGAAGCUGCCAGCGCUCCCAGAGACACUUGUAGCACUGACCCGCCAGAGGAGGUGCAGAGGGACCAGGAGCAAGCCGCGGGAUUGGCCGUGGUACAGCCGGUGCCAGGGGCACACCCUGUGCCAGUGUACGCCUUCUCCAUCCAAGACCCCUCCCGCAGAGAAGAGGUCACCAACACGGCCACCCCGCAGAAGAGGAAGGCCUGCCAAACCGAUUGCCCCCGGAAGGUCAUCAAGAUGGAGUCUGAGGAGGGGGAAGAGUCUAGGUUGGCUCAGAGCUCCCCUGAGCAGCCCAGGCCCAGCACCUCCAGGGCAGUCUCGCCACCCCACCUGGAUGGGCCCCCCAGCCCCAAGAGCCCCAUCAUAAGAGAUGAGCUCUCGAUGCCUGACAGCAACCAUCAAACCGGCGACCCUGCAGAGACAGAGGAGCGCGUCGUGGUGAUCAGCAGCUCAGAAGACUCAGAUCCUGAAAACCCGGACUCCCGAGAGCUGGCUGACAACAGCAGCGAGUCCAGUGACCUCCAGCUGGAGGGCCCCAGCUCACUCGGAGUCCUGGACGACAGCCUCUCCAACUCCCUGGUGGAAGACAAGCCCCUGGUUUUCUUUGACCUCAAGAUUGACAAUGAAACCCAGAAGAUUAGCCAGCUGGCAGCCGUGAACCAGGAAAGCCACUUCCGCGCGUACAUCCAGCCCGAGGUGCUCAACGUGUGCUCCAAGGCCGUCUCCCUGGAGGUGGGACUGCAGCACUUCCUGCACUUCUUGGCGAGCAUGCGCCAGCCCAUCCUGGCCUGCCAUAAGCUGUGGGGGCCCAGUCUCCCCAACUUCUUCCAGGCUCUGGAGGAGAUGAACAUGCUGGGGGAGUUCCAGAAGGCCAUCUCGGGCUUCCUGGACACCCUGCCCCUCAUCCGGGAGUGCGUGCCUGGGGCCAGCAGCUUCAAACUCAAGAGCCUGGCCAAGACCUACCUGGCGAGAAACAUGAGCGAACGCAGCUCCCUAGCGGCCGUGCUGACCAUGCGUGACCUGUGCCGCCUCCUCGAGGUGUCCCCCGGCCCCCAGCUGGCCCCGCACAUCCACCCCUUCGGCAGCCUGCAGUGUUUCUCAUCCCUGCAGCCCCUGGUGCGGGCGGCCGUCCUGCCCCGGGCCGAGGCCCGCUUGCUGGCCCUCCACAAGGUCACCUUCAUAGAGCUGCUGACCGCACACCACCAUGACCCGCGGGGCGGCCUGAAGAAGUACAACCGCUUCCUGAGCCUCCGGAACCCCGCGUCGCCCUCUGCCCAGCCUGCGCUCGACCUGCAGUCUCUGGGCACCUACUUUGAAGGUCUGCUGGGGGCGCCGGCCAUGGCAGGGGCAGGAGACGUCGCUGCGCCUCCAGCUGGCCACAGCUUGGCAGAAAGGGCUACGCAGCAGACCUGAGGGGAGGGGCUGACUGGCUCAGACGCUCUGGGGACAGAGAGAGAUGGGGUCCCUGAGCCCGCCCCUGCCCACCGCAGCAUUCCCAGGUCCUGGUCCCGUUAUCUCCCUUGUCAUUUGGUCCAGAAUCAGUUCUCCUUCUCCGGGACCAAAUUCCACUUCUCUAAAAAUUCCACAGAGAAGGUUCUGAGGCCAAGCUACCACCCGCCGGGGGCCACCAGAUCCCUGGGCGGCCCUGGGAAAACCGUGAGUUAGCCCAAAGACCCCCCUGGGCCUCCCUCUCCAGGAGCCAGAACCAGGGGCAGGGUGAGGUCCCUGGUGAAAAAGGCCUGGCUGCUGGGCUCUCGAAGCAGCCCCCAUAUUGCCCCAGCCAACCAGCUCCAGCUUCCAGAGGGGUCCUUACUGCUCCCCCCUGAGCCCUGGCAUGGCCCCAGGGGGCCUGCUGAGAGCACCCACGGACACUGCCUACGACACCAGGGGCCCCACGGGUAGGAAAGUGCCUUUCAAACCAAACCUUCCCUGAGGGCUUUGGGUUCUUCUAGCCUUUGACUGCCCGAAGGCCAGCCCAGUUCACGUCCCCUCUGGAGCACUUUGACCCCCAGAGGGCCUCCUCUCAGCGGAGAUGGGGCCCGCCGCUCCCUGCUUCCAGACAUGAACUUCCAAGCCUGCUUCCCUCCUCCUGGCCACACUGGGCCCUUCUCGCUCUCUGCACUGCCCCCACCUGCCCCAAGCCCUCCCGAGGUGUGACCUCCAACCCAGCACUGAUCUCAGUGGAGUCCAGGGACCUGCAGCAUAGGAGUCUCUGGGGUGGGGCCCAGCAGGCUGCUUUAGCAGGUUCUCCAGAUGAUUCUGAGGCCCGCCAAGUUUCAGCGCCAUUGCUCUGAUAGACUGCCUUCCCAGGAGAAUCAGUGUGGAGCAGCAGAGUCCUGGCCCUAACUGUGUGCACUGAGUGGAACCCAGGAAAGGGCCCCUUCCUGAGCCCCCACGUCCCCACCUGUAAAAUGGGCUGGUUAGCCCGCCCGGUCCCAGAGCUCCUAUCUGGCCCCGCCGUUCUGGGGGUUUAAGAAUGAACAGCAGGCCUCUGGGGCCGUGGUCAAGGAGGUUUUCAUUCUUGAGCCCAUGGCCCCAACCCUAAGCUAACUAAGGCCCCCAAACUUGUGCGGAACACAGGCAGGUGGUCUUGUCUGACCAGCAGAACCACUGCCCCUUCCCCUCUGCCAUCCCUCUUCCUUGACGCCCUGAUCCUGGGGACAUCCCCAUGGCCUCAGCUUUCACAUGGGUGAAGGCUGUGUGCCCGCACCCCACUCCCCAUCCACUGGGGACCCUGAAGACCCACAGAGGGAUCACGUAGGAACUUGUUGCCAUGUGAGAGUGCUGGCUCUAACAGCGAACUCUGAUGCAUUUAAAAUCAGAUUCCGACUUAAAAGUAGGCGCUGGCUCUGAAGCUCAGUAAAACCGGUGGCUUGGGUGAGGAGAGGAGGGGGCCGGAGCCUCAGUCUGUCUGUGAUGACCAUCUUGGCAGCAGGAGGGCAGGACUUGGUCCCCUUCUCACCACAUCUUCCCCCCAGCCCCACCCCAAAACUGAGCCUGCUGAUUUCCAGCUCCAAGCCCAGCCCCACAAGGCUUUCUCCCUUCAGAUGGAGUUGAUCACAAGUGUUAUAGCAAAGGACUGUUCAGCUCUCUCGCCACUGUCCUAGCCUUUAAUAAAGAUGUGACUCUUCAAA